This is a messenger RNA of Onychomys torridus (southern grasshopper mouse), 1221 nucleotides long. RefSeq names its product NK2 homeobox 1 (gene Nkx2-1). The transcript is spliced from 3 exons. Gene Ontology annotation, cellular component: nucleus. Bases 1 to 1221 code for a protein of 406 amino acids. Gene Ontology annotation, biological process: regulation of transcription by RNA polymerase II; cell differentiation. The record is from RefSeq and is a predicted model, not a curated record. Lineage: Eukaryota; Metazoa; Chordata; Mammalia; Rodentia; Cricetidae. Gene Ontology annotation, molecular function: DNA-binding transcription factor activity, RNA polymerase II-specific; RNA polymerase II cis-regulatory region sequence-specific DNA binding.
AUGUGGUCCGGAGGCGGUGGGAAGGCGCGGGGCUGGGAGGCCGCAGCGGGAGGGAGGAGCAGCCCCGGCAGGCUCAGCCGACGCCGAAUCAUGUCGAUGAGUCCAAAGCACACGACUCCGUUCUCAGUGUCUGACAUCUUGAGUCCCCUGGAGGAAAGCUACAAGAAAGUGGGCAUGGAGGGCGGCGGCCUCGGGGCUCCGCUAGCAGCGUACAGACAGGGCCAGGCGGCCCCGCCGGCCGCGGCCAUGCAACAGCACGCCGUGGGGCACCACGGCGCCGUCACCGCCGCCUACCACAUGACGGCGGCGGGGGUGCCCCAGCUCUCGCACUCCGCUGUGGGGGGCUACUGCAACGGCAACCUGGGCAACAUGAGCGAGCUGCCGCCUUACCAGGACACCAUGCGGAACAGCGCUUCGGGCCCCGGAUGGUACGGCGCCAACCCAGACCCGCGCUUCCCCGCCAUCUCCCGCUUCAUGGGCCCGGCGAGCGGCAUGAAUAUGAGCGGCAUGGGCGGCCUGGGCUCGCUGGGGGACGUGAGCAAGAACAUGGCCCCGCUGCCUAGUGCGCCCCGCCGGAAGCGCCGGGUGCUCUUCUCCCAGGCGCAGGUGUACGAGCUCGAGCGACGCUUCAAGCAGCAGAAGUACCUGUCGGCGCCCGAGCGCGAGCACCUGGCCAGCAUGAUCCACCUGACACCCACGCAGGUCAAGAUCUGGUUCCAGAACCAUCGCUACAAGAUGAAGCGCCAGGCCAAGGACAAGGCGGCGCAGCAGCAACUGCAGCAGGACAGCGGCGGCGGCGGAGGAGGAGGAGGAGGUGGUGGCGGGGGCGCCGGAUGCCCACAGCAGCAGCAAGCUCAGCAGCAGUCGCCGCGCCGGGUGGCCGUGCCGGUCCUAGUGAAAGACGGCAAGCCGUGCCAGGCGGGCGCCCAGGCGCCGGGCGCCGCCGGCCUCCAAGGCCACGCGCAGCAGCAAGCUCAGCAGCAGGCGCAGGCGGCGCAGGCGGCUGCCGCGGCCAUCUCGGUAGGCAGCGGUGGCGCGGGUCUAGGCGCACACCCGGGCCACCAGCCGGGCAGCGCGGGCCAGUCCCCGGACCUGGCGCACCACGCAGCCAGCCCGGCAGCGCUGCAGGGCCAGGUCUCCAGCCUAUCCCAUCUGAACUCCUCGGGCUCGGACUAUGGCGCCAUGUCCUGCUCUACCUUGCUUUACGGUCGGACCUGGUGA